UUAUGUGUUAAACAUAUUGAGUAAACUUCAAAAUAAUAAAUCUGUUUUGGUGACCUCGGGGUUGCAUCCAAUAGGUCAAGCUGCUAUUUCGAUAUGUUUAAACAUGAAAUGUGAGACAUAUGUUAUUGUUGACUCGAACCAACAAGCUGAUCAACUCUCUUGUACCUUCCCAGAGCUAUCACGGUCAAAGAUAAUUAUAAACAAAAACAACAAGUUUGAUGUUCAACUAAAAAUGAUAACCAAGUCCAAGGGUGUAGAUAUUAUAUUGAACUUUUUUAGUGGUGAAUCAUUUUACGCUGCUACUCGUGCGGUUGCUAAACAUGGAAAGCUCUUCAGUUUUUCAAAUUCAGACAUGAAAAAUCAAAAAUAUAUGGGUAUUCGAAUAUUCUUGCAAGACAUAUCAUUUUUUGCUAUCAGUUCACACAUUUUGUUAAACGAAAGUGUUGAAAAUAAACAAAUUGUACACCAAGCAUUCAUGGACGGAUUAAAUAAAGAUGUCAUUAAACCUUUGCGUAGUCAUGUUUUAACUUCGUCGUUUAGUGGUUGUAACAUUUUUGAAACAAUGAAAUCUAACGUUACAUCAGUUAUAUCUAAAAAAGUUGUAUUAUUAUUAAACGAUAAUAUCAAUAAUGACGAGAGUUUUAAGUCAAAUGAUAAAAAUGAAAGUUAUAUGUACGAAUGUCAUCCUGAUAAAAUUUACCUAAUAGUUGGAAAUAAAGGAGAUUGGGUAGACCUCGCCGAAUGGUUGGUGGACCGAGGUGCUCAAAACAUUGUAAUCUUAGUCGAAAGGUGCUUAAUGUCUUCAACUGUUUGUAGAAGAUUUGAUAGACUCAUAUCUCGAAACGUAUCUGUACAAAUUGAAUCAGAUUUGCAUUUAAAAUCAAAAGAGGAAUCGCUUAAUUGGUUAACUUAUUUAACAAAUUGUAAAGCUUUAGAUGCAAUUUUUAUAGUCAACCAGAUUGAUAUAAAUAAAAUUAAUAAUCUUCGAUAUGCCUUGGAAAAUCAUAURAACAAAACAUUAACGACUUUGUUUGUAUGUAUAUUAUGUAACGGAAGUUCUAUUUGUGCUGAGCUCAAAUCAAUUGGGUUUAAUGCUUUGAAUAUUACCUGGGAUGGAACGUCUUUUCCACCGACAAAUACAUCCAAAAUAUUGCCUUUGUUGGAUAUUUUGCUUCAGAAAUCAUAUGCAAUAGAGUCUUCUUCAUUCGUGUGCUCUGAACCUGGCUCCCUUAAAUCCGAAUGCUAUCAACAAAUUAAUAAUAUUAUCACAAAUAUUUUACCUGAAUCAAGUGAUGAGUUACAUUGUCUUAACGAUAAUAUACCAACUCAAGAAACGGAAUUUGUUGAAGUUUCAACGAGAAGUCCAAAAUUAUCACAACUGAAAUCUGUUAUACCUGUGUUUUUGAUUCCGGGAUUUAGACCAAAACUCAUAAAAACGUUUUAUGAACAAUUGAGCUACCCAGUUUUUGAAGCUAAAUUACCAGGAAAUAUCGGCUCGAUUGAUGAAAUAUCGGUGAUCUUAGUAAAUGAACUAAAAAAAAUUACAAAUCAAAAAUAUGUAUCUUUAAUUGGUGAAUCUUGGGGUGGAACCGUUGCUCUUAAAAUGGCACAAAUAUUGGAAACGGAAGGAACAUUGACAACAGUAACAUUGUUAGAAGGUGAUCCAGAAAUAUUGGCUGGAUGUGCAAAACAUUUUCUCUCUAAUAGUAAUAUCACUAAAAAACUUAACUCUGUAUAUGGUUCAUUAUCAAAUGAGUCUCAAUUGCAUACUAUGUUACUUCCAUUUUCCGUAAUAUAA
Molecule: messenger RNA, 1798 nt
Organism: Diuraphis noxia (Russian wheat aphid)
Lineage: Eukaryota; Metazoa; Arthropoda; Insecta; Hemiptera; Aphididae
Product: fatty acid synthase-like
Biological process (GO): fatty acid biosynthetic process
Molecular function (GO): fatty acid synthase activity; oxidoreductase activity
Source: RefSeq, a predicted model, not a curated record